Eremomyces bilateralis CBS 781.70 is the source of this 762-nucleotide messenger RNA. RefSeq names its product SUR7-domain-containing protein. Lineage: Eukaryota; Fungi; Ascomycota; Dothideomycetes; Eremomycetales; Eremomycetaceae. Gene Ontology annotation, cellular component: membrane raft; plasma membrane; cell cortex. Gene Ontology annotation, biological process: cortical actin cytoskeleton organization; endocytosis; fungal-type cell wall organization. The record is from RefSeq and is a predicted model, not a curated record. The transcript has 3 exons. The coding region runs from base 1 to 762 and encodes 253 amino acids.
AUGGCGAUAGCCCGCCCCCUUCUAAGCUUCCUCGCGCUCUUCUUCCUUGCCGGUACCGUCCUCUUCCAGUUCCUUGUCAUCCUCUCCGGCGCCGUCGAACACUCUCCGGAGAACAAAUUCUUCUUCCUUCAAUCCACCACCGAUGGCAUCCCGACGUCGAUGAAUCCCGCUCGCUGGACCUUCUUCGCCCUCUGCGGCGUCAACGACAAGGGGCACAAUGCGAACUGCGAGAAGACCCGCCCGGCCUUCCCAUUUGACCCGCCGAAUGCCAGGAACUUCGGGACCAACACUGGAAUCCCGCAUGACUUUAUCGGCACGAACCACUAUUUCCUGAUGAGUCGGUUUAUGUUCGUGUUUUAUCUCAUCGCGCUGUUCUUCGCGGUCGUGAGCCUGUUCACGGGGUUGCUGGCCCUGUGCACGCGGAUCGGCGCGUAUUUGUCGGCCCUGAAUGCGAUGAUCGCGCUGUUCUUCCAGACCAUCACGGCGUGUCUAAUGACUGCGUGGACUGUUCAAGCCCGAAAUGCCUGGAACAAAACUGGCCGCCAUGCAAGGCUGGGCGUCAAAUCGGCCGCUCUUACCUGGACUUCCGUCGCGCUUCUGUUCCUCACCACGCUGCUGUUCUGCAUCGCCGGAGCAACCGGAAAGCGUGAAAAGAAACAUGCAUCGGCAGGACGAGGCGUCUUCCGGAAACGAAGCGAGAAGAAUCGAGGUAGCUUCUAUGAGACGGAAAGCCAGAGGCGGGUCAGGGAUAGCUACUCAUAG